CUGUGUUGAAAGAUUUUAUUCAAUGUCUGUGGUAUGGCAGCUAUUUUUAGAAAACCGAGACAAGUUUCAUGCUGAAGCCGACAAGAACUACUGGAAGGCAAUUGGCGAACUCAUACCCCGUGAAGUUGCAGCUAUAGAGAAAAGAGGGAAGAAGGAUAAAGAGAAGAAGCCUUCUAUUGUGGUAAUUCAGGGUCCAAAGCCAGGGAAGCCAACUGACCUUUCAAGAAUGCGCCAGAUACUAUUGAAGCUCAAGCAUAAUCCCCCUCCACAUAUGAACGCCAAGCCACCACCAUCAUCAGAAUCCAAAAAGGAUGCCAAAACUGGGCCCCCUGAUGGUGCUAGUACAAGUAAUACUUCACCUCCCAGUGGUGCGCCAGCAGCAACUCCUGAGACUGUAACGGCAUCUUGAAAAGUUUAUGCUAGAUCAUUAAUCUAUAUGUAAAUAUGAUUUUGUCUAGUUUGUGAUGAACUGAUAGCUUAAGUUUGCGAUCGUCUAUUCAUCUUAGUCUGCUAGUCUGUCAGUAGUUUAUGUGUAAAUAUAUGUACUGGUUAUGCUUGCAUAGUGUAUCGGUAAAUAUUCUCCUCUUAGAACCUUUUAUUAUGGAUGUAUCGGUAAAUAUUAUUAUGGAUGUAUCGGUAAAUAUUCUCCUCUUAGAACCUUUUAUUAUGGAUGCUAUCUCCCGUUUGUGGCUUAACCACGUUAUGCUUGCAGUAUAUAUUGUUAAAACUCACUAUUUCUAUGUGUUUUUGAAUUAGGUAA
Arachis duranensis is the source of this 760-nucleotide messenger RNA. Its product is annotated as clathrin light chain 1-like. The transcript has a single exon. The record is from RefSeq and is a predicted model, not a curated record. Gene Ontology annotation, molecular function: structural molecule activity; clathrin heavy chain binding. The coding region runs from base 23 to 409 and encodes 128 amino acids. Gene Ontology annotation, cellular component: clathrin coat of trans-Golgi network vesicle; clathrin coat of coated pit; plasma membrane. Lineage: Eukaryota; Viridiplantae; Streptophyta; Magnoliopsida; Fabales; Fabaceae. Gene Ontology annotation, biological process: clathrin-dependent endocytosis; clathrin coat assembly; intracellular protein transport.